AAAAUUAAUCAGUCGCUAUCGUCUGUUCACUCAAUCGACAUGUCUACUCUGUGGAUUAUUUUCGUAUUUUUAUCAACAUUUGCAAAAGGGUCACUUUCCACUGACUCAUACAACGCAUUACAAGACGACGGCAUCCAGUAUCGUCUCCCAAACGCUACGAAACCGGAAACUUACGACAUUUACAUAUCGACCAGCGUACACAAUCAGAACUUUACCUUCGAAGGAAGUGUAUCCAUAGUCAUACUGGUCACUGAAGACACAUCGUCCAUAACGCUUCAUUCACAUCGGCUACAUACUAUCCAUGGUGUGAGCCUUCUGCAAGAGGAAGGCCGCGUUGAGAUUCCGUUGACCGGUUCUACGUAUGACGACAACAACAAUUUUCUAACAAUACCGCUCGUAAGCGGUGUAUUGGAAAGAGACAGACGAUAUGUGUUGAACAUUGUGUUCGAUUCGACGUUGCAAGACGAUCCCAGAGGUUUUUACAAAAGCUCGUACGUUGACGACAGUGGAAAUGUACGAUACUUAGCAACAACUCAAUUGGGUAUGACUGAUGCUAGACAUGCGUUUCCCUGCUUUGAUGAGGCGCGAUAUCGAGCUAAUUUUUCCAUAAGAAUACGACACGGUUCAAAUUACCAUGCUGUGUCCAAUAUGCCGAUUGAUAAUACCGCGGAUGAUGGCAGUGGUAUGACAACAACGACUUUCUUAACAACGCCAUUAGCGCCCACUUACAUUCUUGCUUACACAAUCUCCGAUUUCGUAUACGCAAGCAACGGAAAUAGCGGAACCGAUUCAAUUCCAAUACGAACAUACGCUCGCUCUAAUGCUAUACACGGUGCCUCGUACAGUGUUGAAGUGGGCGAAAAGCUUCUGAUGGCAUAUGAUGAUUACUUAGGCGUAAAAUUUGCACUUCCGAAAAUGGAUCAAGUGGCUGUGGCAGAUUUCCCAUUCAGUGCCAUGGAGAACUGGGGAAUGGUGGUCUACAAGGAACCAGUCCUGCUCCUUUUUCCAAAUUCUACUCAUGCCACGAAAACUCGCAUAACUACCAUCAUAGCCCACGAAUUCGCUCAUCAGUGGUUCGGUAACUUGGUGACUCCCAAAUGGUGGACUUGGACUUGGCUGAGUGAGGGCUUCUCUACUUUAUUCGAACAUUUGGCUACAAAUUGGGUUUUCCCCGAAUGGAACAUCAAUGAUUACUAUGUGUACAACACCUUACAAAAUGUCUUUCAAUCUGAUGCUGAGGAUAGUACCCGUCCAAUGUCUACCUAUGCGGAAAGCCCAGCUGCAAUUUUGGACGUUCUGGAUAGUGUUACAUAUGCUAAAGCUAGCUGCGUUCUGCGGAUGAUUAUGCAUGCAAUCACUGAAGAUGUAUUCAAGAGUGGACUGAGGAAUUAUUUUAGAGAGAGAGCUUAUUUGGCCGCCGAUGAGAACGACCUAUUCGACGCCAUGGCAGAAUCAAUUUUGGCUAACGUUCCAUCCGCAAACCGAGUAGACAUCACAGCAAUUAUGUCGUCGUGGACCCAGCAGAAGGGAUAUCCAUUUUUAACAAUCACAAGAAAUUAUGACACCGGAUCGAUAAGCGUACGUCAAGACAGAUAUCAAUCGUAUAUUCCAGCGCAAAUGGAUCGAUCGUUAUGGUGGAUUCCCUUGAACUAUGCAUCGGCCACGAGCUAUGAUUUCACGAAUACUACCGCACAACGCUGGUUGUCGAAUGUAGAUCGGAGCACAACCAUUACUCAAACGAACGAGUGGACGGCUGAUGAUUGGGUAAUUUUCAACAAACGAGAAACUGGAUACUUUAGGGUGCUCUAUGAUGCACAGAACUACAAAAUCAUAACAAGAGAAUUGGUCGAGGGAGACCUAUCGAAAAUACAUUUGACCAGUCGGUCGCAAUUGGUCGAUGAUGCUCUUAAUUUCGCUAAAACUGGACGAUUGCCCUAUUCAGUGGUCUUCGAACUGAUUGGCUAUUUGGAAAAAGAAAGAGAAUUUGUACCUUGGGCAUCGGCAUUUAGAGGUUUGGAAUUCGUUCACAGAAUCAUGGCUGGUUCUGCUUCCUACGAACAUUUGCGAACAUUUACUCUUAACUUGGUGGACGGUCUGUUCGAUUACAUUGGAAUAAAAGACUUAGGUGACAACGAACCGCAUUUCAACAAAGACUUACGAAUUCUGGCAACGAAUUGGGCUUGUCGCUUGGGCUCCAUAAAUUGCAUUGAAAAGACCAACGCAGAGCUUCGUCAAAAUUGGGACAACAUCCAUUCGAAUAUGAGGCCAACAAUUUACUGCAAUGGCCUGCGUGCGAAUGGCGACAAUGAUUUUUCGUCUUUAAUGAUUAUCCUUUACGACACCGUCGAUUCAACUGAACGAAAUAACAUUCUAGCUGCAUUGGGAUGUUCGUCGAACGAAGCUCAACUCAAGGUGUACAUUCAGACGUCCUUGGGAAAUAAUUACUUGUCUGCGGCGGAGAACUAUCAAGUGUUCACUGCAGUUAUGGAAAAUGGCGAACUCGGUUUGAAUGUUGCGCUGGAUUUUUUGGAUAAUUAUUUGGCAGAAGCUGUUGUCGCUUAUGGAAACACGAACAUGAACAAUGCUAUAAUUGCCACAGCGAACAAGAUUGUCGGCUCGGAUAGAGAACAAAGGUUCAUACCGAUUUUACAACGGGCGUUGCCUAGCGGCCAGAUUAGCGUUCAGUCGUACAAUGAAAGUCUGAAAAUCGUUGAAGACAAUAAAAAUUGGUUAACUAAUCAUCAAGGGUCAAUUGACAAUUGGUUGAAUGAUUUCUAUAAAUCGAGUGGAAAUACCGUUGCAGCUGGAAUGUUAUCGGUGCUUGUGGUAUUAGCUUCUUGUUUCCGCUACAUAUAACAGUCGUUCUGAUUGUUCGUGUCAUUUUUUUACUGAUAUAUUGAGCAGUCAUGUCACUUAACAUUGUUGAAUAAAUUAUAGUAACAAGGACGGCUCCAGCUCUCCUUUAUUUUUACAGAGUGAUGAAGGUUGUUGUUGAAA
This is a messenger RNA of Bradysia coprophila, 2997 nucleotides long. RefSeq names its product aminopeptidase N-like. Gene Ontology annotation, cellular component: membrane; cytoplasm. Gene Ontology annotation, biological process: peptide catabolic process; proteolysis. NCBI's taxonomy places the organism in Eukaryota, Metazoa, Arthropoda, Insecta, Diptera, Sciaridae. The record is from RefSeq and is a predicted model, not a curated record. Gene Ontology annotation, molecular function: zinc ion binding; metalloaminopeptidase activity; peptide binding.